UCACUUUCCCAAUCUACUAUGAUUUUCAUCCCAUCUCACCUUAUUCAUCUUACCUUCGUUACGAGUUGAUCUCAACCUUCACUCACAAGUUCUGCGAACUUCUUCCCUUCUCUUAUACAUAUAAUAUAUCUACACAUUCUUUACUUUACCUACUCAACACAUAACACUCACUCCACCCAACCAAUAACCAAAAUGCAGACCAAAUCCCUCAUCUUCGCCCUCCUCGCGGCCACCUCCGCCUCAGCAGCAGCCAUCACGGGGCGCCAAAACAACAACAAUAACAAUAACGGCGCCGCAGCCGCCGACGCGAACGGAGCAGCAGACUUCGGCCAAUGCACGCCAACGAUGUCCUUCGAGCUCGGGCGUCCCGGCCGCAAAGCCGACGAGGGCACCUUCCUGCCGACCGACCCCUUAGUCGCCGAGGGGCAACAGGAUGCUCUGAACCCCAGGUAUGUCGCAUCCACAUCUAACGUCUUGUCCGUCUUCAAGCGCUCGGUAGGUCUAACCAGUCCCGCCUUAACUAGCAUCAUCAUGAACCGCAUCUGCGACCAGCUGACCAACGUAUGCGACGCCAACGACGCCGCCGUCUCCGCGUGCGAGGCCGCGCAGGCCAGCACCGAGGCCCUCGGGACCAAGGACGCCACGACCGCCGAUGCGUUCAACGCCGCUUUGGGUUUCUAAGGCCACAAUCUCUAAGUCUCUUGGAAGGGGAAUGCUACCCCUUAAAUCUUAAGGCGUCGUCAUUAUAAAGGCGACUGUGUUCAAAGUGGAUUAAGGACUUACGACAUCACGUAGAAAUGGAAAACGUUAUAUGAAAUGGACUUACUCAAUGGCUACUUACCCGUCCGUUGAAUUUCUUUGGCCCCUUAAAUGUACUGAAUUCUCACUUUGAUUUGGCGCUCCGUAGAUAGAUACAAUGCAAUCUUCAAUGCC
This is a messenger RNA of Annulohypoxylon truncatum, 933 nucleotides long. RefSeq lists its product as uncharacterized. NCBI's taxonomy places the organism in Eukaryota, Fungi, Ascomycota, Sordariomycetes, Xylariales, Hypoxylaceae. The record is from RefSeq and is a predicted model, not a curated record. The transcript has a single exon. Bases 193 to 681 code for a protein of 162 amino acids.